AUGUCGCCAAGCUCAGCUUGUCUUUUCAAGCGCUCAGCAAGAUCCACCGAUUUUCCGCAGAGCGUCAACGACGUAGAUCAGGAAAUUCUGUCAACAUCUCAACAGAGCCCUAAUGAUGAAGUUCAGGACCCUCCAUCUAGUCCCGUGCUUGAUUUAAAUAAUGUUUCGCUUCUGGAUUCAGUGACUGUUUCUCUAACAAAUAACCAACUAAACCCUCCAGCUCAGAAAAGUCCGCAAACCUCUGACAAAGUCUUAAAAAGCUUAUCACAUGCACCAUCAGACUCUGAACCAAAUUCACUCAACUGUUCUAAAGUUUAUCCUGAGAGCCUGGUGAAUUGUUGCCUGACUAAAUUGGCUCUCAUGGCUAAAUUAAAUUGUAAUUUAGAAGUUUCUUUUCAUCAGUGCCAAGAGACUGAUAUAAAUUAUUAUUAUCCUCCAAAUUCACCUACUCUGUCACAAAAGCUGGAUAUUCGGCAAACUCCGGACCAUGUUCCUAAAAAAGUAACUAUUACACCAGAAAUAAUAAGGCCAUAUCCAAAAGCUGCAGCCCGAAAGACAACACGGCGUGGACGACAACCUGGAAAAACAAAAAUUCUAACAAAAACUUCUGAAAAAAAUUACAGAUGA
This is a messenger RNA of Parnassius apollo (apollo), 627 nucleotides long. The record is from the annotation of a GenBank genome assembly. Lineage: Eukaryota; Metazoa; Arthropoda; Insecta; Lepidoptera; Papilionidae.